Messenger RNA from Tilletiaria anomala UBC 951, 738 nucleotides. RefSeq lists its product as uncharacterized. Gene Ontology annotation, molecular function: protein-folding chaperone binding; adenyl-nucleotide exchange factor activity. The record is from RefSeq and is a predicted model, not a curated record. NCBI's taxonomy places the organism in Eukaryota, Fungi, Basidiomycota, Exobasidiomycetes, Georgefischeriales, Tilletiariaceae. The coding region runs from base 1 to 738 and encodes 245 amino acids. The transcript is spliced from 2 exons. Gene Ontology annotation, cellular component: membrane; cytoplasm; nucleus. Gene Ontology annotation, biological process: protein stabilization.
AUGGCAUCCGCCUCAAAACCAAUCCGACGGAUCGAAGUGGCCUGGGACAGGGAUAGGCUGCAAGUCGUCCUACCACGCUCGGCGUCCCCCAAGCUAGCCGAUCUCAAGACAGAAAUUUCCGCAAUCACUUCUAUCCCCUACGAGCAAAUCAAGCUCGUCUACUGCGGGAUGAUUAUGAAGGAUGAUCGCGCGACACUGGAACGCUUUGGCUUGCGGGACGGUUCCCGGGUCAUGUUAAUAGGGACGAAAGGCGGGGUUCCAUUACAAGGCGACACACCUGGACAAAAGCAGAGUUCAUCCCAUGCCGGAGCCAGGGAGGCGCAGGACCAAGCUGCGAGAUCACGAAAGCAGAAUGAGGAAGAUCUUAGCGAAGGUGGACUGUUGAAGCGGAUUCAAGAUACUGUCCAAGGGGUUCGCACAGAUCUCCUGCCAGAGGUCGAGCAGUUCGAGAGGUCGACGCUCGCGCUCGGGAACGCUGCAUCGGCCCCUUCGGAGCAGGCAGUGCACCCACCAACACAGAAUGGCACGCCAGCUGGCGUGCUUACGCCACCUCAACUAGCCUUUGAGCAUCGCAAAUUGUCAGAGCUUCUGCUCAGGUCGCUCUUGACGUUGGACGGUGUCCAGGUCAACAGCGACAUGACGCGCGCUGCUCGCAAGGCAGCAGUCAAGGAAGUGCAGGCGUUAUUAGAUCGAGUAGACGCUAAUUGGACGAAAGCAAAAACACUUGGUGUAGCUUAG